UUAUUUUGCGAAAUUUAGGGUUACUGCAAUCUUCUUCUUCCUUGUCGCCGCCGCAUCAAAGGGAACGGAAGCAAGAGGAGACUUGCAUCUCUGUGCAGCAACAUGACAUUCAAGCGUAGAAAUGGUGGCAGGAACAAGCAUAACCGUGGUCAUGUGAACCCAAUCAGGUGUUCCAACUGUGGAAAGUGUUGCCCCAAGGAUAAGGCGAUCAAGAGAUUCAUCGUAAGGAACAUUGUUGAGCAAGCUGCUAUCAGGGAUGUUCAAGAGGCCAGCGUCUACGAUGGUUACGCUCUACCAAAGCUUUACGCUAAGAUGCAAUACUGUGUCUCAUGUGCCAUCCACUCUCACGUUGUGAGAGUCCGAUCCACCACCAACCGUAGGAUUCGUACCCCACCACCUCGGUUUGCCAGACGCAAGGAGGAUACACCCAAGCCUGGACAACCUGGUCAGGCUCCUCGCCCUGCCGGUGGUGCACCUGCUGCUCCUCGUGCUUGAAGACGUAAAGAAGCUGUUUAUCCAAAACUUUUUCUUUUCUAGUUUCAGUCUUCCUUUUGUCUGAAAUUUUUGAAGAUGUGUUCUACAUUUUGAUGAUUUUGCUAUAUGGAGCUUUAAAUGUUUCAAACCCAAAUUUUUUAGUUGAUUUGA
This is a messenger RNA of Capsella rubella, 645 nucleotides long. RefSeq names its product 40S ribosomal protein S26-3. The record is from RefSeq and is a predicted model, not a curated record. The coding region runs from base 103 to 495 and encodes 130 amino acids. Gene Ontology annotation, molecular function: mRNA binding; structural constituent of ribosome. Gene Ontology annotation, cellular component: ribosome; cytosolic small ribosomal subunit. Gene Ontology annotation, biological process: translation. Lineage: Eukaryota; Viridiplantae; Streptophyta; Magnoliopsida; Brassicales; Brassicaceae. The transcript has 5 exons.